Messenger RNA from Neurospora tetraspora, 2249 nucleotides. RefSeq names its product mRNA capping enzyme-domain-containing protein. Gene Ontology annotation, cellular component: nucleus. Gene Ontology annotation, molecular function: mRNA 5'-cap (guanine-N7-)-methyltransferase activity. Gene Ontology annotation, biological process: 7-methylguanosine mRNA capping. The record is from RefSeq and is a predicted model, not a curated record. NCBI's taxonomy places the organism in Eukaryota, Fungi, Ascomycota, Sordariomycetes, Sordariales, Sordariaceae. The transcript has a single exon. Bases 310 to 2010 code for a protein of 566 amino acids.
CCCUUGCUUGCAUCCUCAAAACACUCUGCAUCCCGACUUCCUCUUCAAUUGCUUUCUCUCCUCCACAACAACAAUAACAGUUCUUAGCUGCAACAAACCGGUUUUCGAAUCCCGGAAAUAAUCAUCGGAAUCUGGAGCCAAAAUCACUCGUGUCAGCGUUCGCAUCAAUCGAGAUCAACAGUCAGAAUUACGACUCACACCACUCACCGUCGCAUCAAUUAUCCUGCUGUUACACGAACCCUGGACGCCUGCCAUUAUUAUUCUUGCCGAUCAAGUCUCCCUGCGAGACCAUACCAUUAAUCUCAGAAAAUGUCCGGCUAUGAUGGCUACACCAGUUACAGGUCCACUCGCAAGAGGCAACGCUCAGAAUCCCCCUACGACGACGACCGCAGAGACGACCGCAGAGACGACCGCAACUAUGACCGCAACGACCGCAACGACGACCGUCGAUACAAGUCUGCGAGGCAUGACGAAGAGGAGGACGACAACGAUGUCCUCCCACAGCCGUUUGACGCCCGCAAAUUAGCUCCGGCCAAGAGAACUCAAACGCCCACUACCAGCGGCGAGCCUAGAAAGCAGAAGCGGCCUGGCCAACGUGCCCGCAUCACGGAAGCCGAGCGCGAACAGAUUCGUCAACGCCAGAUGGAGCGCGAGCGCCAGGCUCAGCGGGAGGCAGAAGCGGCCGCCGAAGCCGAGCGCCGCAACACGGUUAAUGACGUUGUACGCGCCCAUUACAAUGCUGUGCCCGAGCGUGGCCGUGACUGGCGCAAGACGGACAGUCGUAUCAAAGGUCUACGCUCCUUCAACAACUGGGUCAAGAGCUGUAUCAUCCAGAAGUUUUCUCCUGACGAGGACCACUCCCCUGGCGCCCGUGAGCGGGGAAUCAGUUCGAACAAUCAGCUGUUGGUGCUAGACAUUGGAUGCGGCAAGGGCGGUGAUUUGGGCAAGUGGCAGCAGGCGCCUCAGCCCGUGGAGCUCUACGUCGGGCUGGACCCAGCAGAUGUCUCCAUUGACCAGGCCCGCGAUCGGUACCGUAGUAUGGUGGCUCGCGGCGGCCACGGAGGCAGGGGCGGACGGGGUGGCUAUAAUAGGAGACAGCCGCCGCUCUUCGAGGCACGGUUCCACGUCAAGGACUGCUAUGGCGAGUCGAUUGAGGACAUUGACAUUAUCCGGCAGGUUGGGUUCGCGUCGUCCAACAUUGGUGGCCCCAGUCAUCGAGGCUUUGACGUGGUCAGCAUGAUGUUUUGCAUGCACUACGCCUUCGAGACGGAGGCUAAGGCGCGGCAGAUGCUGAAGAACGUGGCCGGAGCGCUGAAGAAGGGCGGUCGGUUCAUAGGAUGUAUCCCCAACUCGGACGUCAUCAGCGCAAGGGUGGAGGAGUUCAACAAGCGAUUGGCCGAGCAGCAGAAAGCUAAGGAGGACCAGGCCCAACCUAGCGUUGAAACCGACGGAAACACGCCCAGGGAAACAGCCCCCAAUGGCGACUCCGAGAAGCCCUCGUCAGACCAAUCAGAGAGAAAGCCUGCCUCAGAAGACGGGGAGGCCUCGGAAGAGGCGCCCAAACCUGACGAAGACAAGGAAGAAGGGGAGCUGGAGGAAGGCGAACUUGAACCUACUUCUGAGCCCAAACCGCCCUCCGACCCAACCAUCGCAGAAUGGGGCAACGACAUCUACCGCGUGCGGUUCAACGGCCCUACGCCCGCCGACGGGAUCUUCCGCCCUCCGUUCGGGUGGAAGUACAACUUCUUCCUUCAUGAGGCCGUCGAGGAGGUUCCCGAAUACGUGGUUCCCUGGGAGGCCUUCCGUGCACUGGCGGAGGAUUAUAACUUGGAGUUGCAGUACCAUAAGACUUUCACGGACGUGUGGGAGACGGAGAAGGACGACCGGGAACUGGGGCCCCUGAGUGAGAGGAUGGGGGUGAGGGAUAGGAUGAGCGGAAAGUUGUUGGUAAGCCCAGAGGAGAUGGAGGCGGCGAGCUUCUACGUUGCUUUCUGCUUCUACAAGGUUUGAGGUUGUUUUCGAGGUGGUUGUGGGAAGGAGUCUUGGACGCUUUCCACUGGGUGUCAUUAUUUUCCCCGAAGCUUAAUUCCAUUUAUUGCAACAUUAGUAAUUGGCCGCCAUUGCCCAUGAAGGAGUUGGUCGGUCCGCGAAAGAACGAUUAAACUAGAGGUUAAGCGAUCUAGAGGGCGGACUGGUUCCGAAAUGCAUGAUAGACGAUUCCCAAGGUCUUAGGCCAACUUGCUGCGAGC